This is a messenger RNA of Talaromyces rugulosus, 333 nucleotides long. RefSeq lists its product as uncharacterized. Bases 1 to 333 code for a protein of 110 amino acids. NCBI's taxonomy places the organism in Eukaryota, Fungi, Ascomycota, Eurotiomycetes, Eurotiales, Trichocomaceae. Gene Ontology annotation, molecular function: protein kinase activator activity; ribonucleoprotein complex binding; structural constituent of ribosome. Gene Ontology annotation, biological process: cytoplasmic translation; translational elongation. Gene Ontology annotation, cellular component: cytosolic large ribosomal subunit; ribosome. The record is from RefSeq and is a predicted model, not a curated record. The transcript has 3 exons.
AUGUCUACCGCCGAGCUUGCUACUUCCUACGCGGCCCUUAUCCUCGCCGACGACGGCGUUGAUAUCACCGCCGACAAGCUCAACACCCUCAUCAAGGCCGCUAACGUCCCUGAUGUUGAGCCUAUCUGGGCCCAGCUUUUCGCCAAGGCUCUCGAUGGAAAGGAUGUCAAGGACCUCUUGACCAACGUCGGCUCCGGUGGUGGUGCCGCCGCUGCCCCCGCCGCUGGUGGUGCUGCCGCUGGUGGUGAGGCUGCUGCUGAGGAGGCCAAGGAGGAGAAGGCUGAGGAGGCUGAGGAGUCCGACGAGGACAUGGGAUUCGGUCUUUUCGACUAA